UUUUUUCUCACAAUUCAUUCAAUCUAUAAACAAGCAACGGAGGUUUUCUAGAGGUUUUCUACAUUCAUCUUUUUCUUGUCAUAACCCCUCGAAAAAAGUACUCAGAGAAAUGGCUGGAAUUGUGGUGAUUUUUGACUUCGACAAGACGAUCAUCGAAGUUGAUAGUGAUAAUUGGGUGUUGGAUGAGUUAGGUGCCACUGAUUUGUUCAAUCAGCUUCUCCCCACCAUGCCCUGGAACUCUCUCAUGGAUAGAAUGAUGAAGGAGCUUCACGACCAAGGCAAAACUAUUGAAGACAUUGAAGAGGUAUUGAAACGGGUUCCCAUACACCCCAGGAUUGUCCCAGCUAUUAAAUCAGCUUAUGCAUUAGGGUGUGAUUUGAGAGUAGUAAGCGAUGCAAAUGUAUUCUUCAUUGAAACAAUCUUGAAACAUCUGGGUAUAAGGCAUUGCUUCUCAGAAAUCAACACAAAUCCAGGCUCCAUCAAUGAGGAAGGCAGACUUAAAAUCCUCCCUUAUGUUGAUUUUCAAACAUCCCCUCAUGGCUGCAAAUUAUGCCCUCCAAACAUGUGCAAGGGUCUGAUAAUAGAAAGAAUACAAGCUUCCAUGGCUAAGGAAGGGAAGAAAAGAAUGAUCUAUCUAGGUGAUGGAAUUGGCGAUUUUUGCCCUAGUUUGAAGCUCAGGGAAGGAGAUUUUGUCAUGCCAAGAAAAGAUUUCCCAGCCUGGAAUUUGAUAAACGAAAACAGGAAACUAGUAAAAGCAUCGGUCCACGAGUGGACUGAUGGGGAAGAGCUAGAGCACAUUCUACUCCAACUGAUUAACGCAAUUGCCAUUGAAGAAAGUCAAUUAUUAUCAGUUGAAUGCAAGUUCCACACAAUGUCGAAAGCAGCUCACGACGCCUUGCCACAGGCUCUUUCAGUACCUUACUAAUUCUUUAUAAGACUGCCCAAGUCAUUACCAUGGAGCUUCUGACUUGUUUUGAUUUUAGGUAGUUAAGUGUGGUUUCUCUAUU
This is a messenger RNA of Lycium ferocissimum, 1007 nucleotides long. Its product is annotated as inorganic pyrophosphatase 1-like. The transcript is spliced from 4 exons. NCBI's taxonomy places the organism in Eukaryota, Viridiplantae, Streptophyta, Magnoliopsida, Solanales, Solanaceae. The record is from RefSeq and is a predicted model, not a curated record. Bases 110 to 925 code for a protein of 271 amino acids. Gene Ontology annotation, molecular function: phosphatase activity.